AAUUCCAACGGCUCUCUGAACUGAAGUAGUCUGUCUUGAGUACCGGCGGCCAACAGAGUGAAAUAUAGGUCUGACAGUCAGUAUACAAUUUCAGAAACAAACCAAUUAGUCCGUCCAUGUUUUAGCUGAUAUUCAAAUUUAGUGAUUAUACUAACGUGAACGUGAGUAAAGCGAGUUUUGUGAAAACCAGUUUUGGGCACACGCCCAACAAUACCCAAAGUGUGCACAAGAAAUAAAUCCAGGAGCGAAAUUAAUGUAAGCACGCGCGCGACCGGAGAGAGAGCGCAUUUUGAAGAUGUUAUCUGAACUGUGCUCUUGUGUGCGCUGUGAAACCAACCCACUCACAGUAUUCAGGAUAGAGUCGGUUUAUUAGGAAGCUGCAAUGUGCAAUGAGCACUCAGAUUUCCCAACACAGUGGGGGCGGGCAGACUCUUCAGCCACGCCCUCUAGGCGGUGGGGGUCCGCCCCCUCCCGUGUCUUCGCCAUUCGGAGGACCGCCUAUUCCCUCAUCAUCGCCAUUCAAUCAAAAACAGCUGAUAGGAUUAUCCUCAGAUAAAAUGGUCGUUAAGACAGAACGGACACUAGUUAAAACUGAGCGUAAUGUAGACGACGGUGUCGACCUUUCCUUCGACACCAGCGUGAAGAAAGAAAAUUUUGAAAUAAAAAUGGAAUUAAAUGUUGAAACCUUGGUGAAAACAGAACAAGAGAACGAAAUGAAUUCUAGUCCAAGAACACCCAAUGGGGGAAGAUUAAAAUUUUUUAAAGAGGGUCGAGUGCUGCUUGAGCUGACCCAUAGAUGCGUAUCCGACGGGGAGAAGGUCAGCUGGGUCCCAACAGGAAGUAAAAAGGUUUACUGGCCCCCUGGUCCCACCCCCCUUCCAGGCCCUGCCCCCCUCACAUCUAGACUUGAUAGUAAUGCUUCCAAUCAUACAGUUACAGGUUCCGAUGGCAGUAUUGAGAGUGGAAGCUAUUCAUCAAUACCGCCACAUUCUCCCUGGGGGACCCCGUCCCCUCGCCCUGUUUCAUGGCAACCCUCCCCUCCACAUAGGGUUAAAUCUACCCCAGUGAGGCUGUGCGAUCCCCAUCAAGAUCUCUUGUUUGCAAUGAGACCCCCUCAAGGGGUCCGGAACUAUCGGAAAAAAAUUAGAACUUUUCGACGAAAAUGUCGACAACCUGAAUCAGACAUUAAAAUCGGUAUGUUCAUCCUAAAAAUGGAAUGUCAGUCAGCUGUGCCUAAACCGAAAAAACGUGUGGUUGUGCCCCAACCUGCGAGUGCUAGAAACGCGCGACUGGAAACCGUAAUUGCGAAAAUCAUAACUCGCAAAUCUCUCGUACACGUUCCAAUUAGUGCCUGGCGGUCAGGUCGAACAGAUCUUCAGAACUUGGUGAAAAAUCCGCCAAGUAAUCCAGGGAGCCCGUCUGGGCCCAGGAGUAGCCCUCUGCCGAAAGGAUAUCCGGCACAUCCAGGGCCCAAGUACCCCAGCAGUCCGGGUAUGCGGAUAAAGUCUGAACUGAAGAUGGUUACAGAAACCUGUACUUCCACACUAACAUCAAUAUCAUCUCCACCAAGACACUCAGCUAAGGUUAAAGCUGAAACCAGAACUGUAACGGCUGAGACCAGAUCCAUUCCAGUCAGAACCUUACCGAUCACGCCGACGGUUGCCCGGGUUAAAUCUGAACCUGACGGCGGUCAUCGUCUCAAGGCUUCGGCGAUUACGUCGUUAAUGUCUCCCGAACUGGCAAGGAUCCGGAUGGAAAUCGGCCCUGCUCAGCAUGAAAGAGAUCAGAGCUUUGUCUCGCCCCGUAAACGCUACCUCAGAGAAUUUGAAAACGGUGGUGGUUCCCCCGCCAAAAACCGUCGACUCAGCACCGAACAUCGCCUUAGUACAGACUCACUAGGGAGCACUGGAGACCGUAGUUCUCCGUACCGAGGACCAGGUUCACCACAACCACCUUCCCGUCCAGGGACUAAAGCUCCCUUCUCCUCUUUCUCUAUUGAUAGUUUGAUCUCAGGGUCCCAGGCCCCCUCUAGUCCGUCCAGGUUGGUCUUAAGGCGGGAGUCCGGUACUUUUCAUCCGGUCCCUCGGUCCCAGCCUACUCCAGGCUCACCCAGCCGAGGUCAUAUGCUGGCCACACCUACUCCCAACCGUCCUUCACCUACUCCUGCCCGGACUCCGCCUCCCCAGCAUUUAGGAUAUCCCUUUAUGUAUCCACAUCAUCCUCUACUAGCACAGCAGGCGCUGCUAGAUCCUCGUCUUGCACAUUUAGCUGCUCUAUCUCAAGCCUCACCUGCUCAUUUAGCUGCGCUAUCAGCCUCCCCUGCCCACCUUGCCGCCCUCUCAGGCGGAUCGCCCUUCACUGGCGGAGUUCCCUAUCCAUUCAACCUGUAUCAGUCUUUCAAUCCAUACCUCGCCGCCUCUACCGCCUAUACGCCACCAACACCCGCCCCGACUGUGUGGACUCCGCCGGUAGCAACCCCUACACCACCUAACUCUAUCUCUAGCCAGCGUGAGACACCCACUCCUACCCGAACCCUUACAUCUCCGAACUAUCCGCCACCGAUCACAUCCAUGCCGCAAACCUCUGUGUACGCCCCAACGGCGAGUAUUCCGCCGCAUCCAGUCAGCGCGCCCCGCCCUGUACCGGUCAACACAGAGAAGAUUCAGGAUGCGCAUAAACAACCUGAAACCUUACACUUCCAAUCCGUCCAGUCACAUUCAGUCGACGAUGCACCGUUAAACCUUUCGAUGAAACCGACCUCUUUAUAGAAGAUAUUUACACAGAGAAACAAUUAAUUCAAAGGAAAUCAAAACAGAGACACGAAAAGUGCCUUUAUGUACCAAGUUGUCUUUUGUUUACAAGACAAGUACACGUGAACCUCUUAAUAUGGGUGAUAUAAGAUAAUAUAAUGAUAUAUAUUAUUUUAGUAGCUUGUAGCCGAGCUUUCAACAUGUUAUACAAAAUCUAUUUUGAUCUCAACACCAAUUAUAGUUUUUACACGUCACCUGGAUCUCAGAUAUUCACAGGGUGUUGCUUUUUCUUAGUUUGUGUCAGUGUUCAGGAUCCACGAGGAUCCGAAUCCUGGAUCCAAUCUUCUGAAAGGGAUCCAACACUAAAUAUUUGCGUUUUAAGAGCAUAACUUUUUUGUUGUUCAUUUUUGUGAUCCAUGGAUCCGCACAUUUUUGCGGAGCAAAUAUGCAAAGGAUCCCGGAUUUUAAGCACUGGAUUGUGCAAUCCCACCCACCCACUCGGAUAUAACUUAAUAUUUUUUGCCGAAGAAAAAAUUUGUACCUUCCUUUCUUAUCUAUCUCUAUUCUAUUCUUUUGUAAAUACUCGUUUAACUUUUCUACAAAUAUUUCAUGGAGGAUUUUACUCCAAUAUUUAUUAUUAUCCAAGUUCUUACAAGAUAGAGCCGGGCACU
Eurytemora carolleeae is the source of this 3421-nucleotide messenger RNA. RefSeq names its product flocculation protein FLO11 (gene H). The coding region runs from base 390 to 2768 and encodes 792 amino acids. The record is from RefSeq and is a predicted model, not a curated record. Lineage: Eukaryota; Metazoa; Arthropoda; Copepoda; Calanoida; Temoridae. The transcript has 9 exons.